CACAUAUAUCACUUCUCUCUCUCAAUAUCUAAUAAAAAAAAUUAUUAAAAAUGUCCACAUCCCCACAAAAUCUCGGCCACAACACUUCAAAUGAAAAAGUAAGUCAAUUUUCGAAUCUUCUAUCAAAAUCAAUUUUGUCCUAUAUUGUCUUUUUCUCUCUCUUCCUACACGAACCCUAGCCUCCCGUGUAUGCACAGAAUUUUCACGCCUCUCACUCUUUUGCUCAAGAAAAUUUCCAAGUGAAACCGUGUGUGCACACCAUUUCCCUCUCUUGUACAAGCUCAAAUUUCACCCAAUUUGAGAGCAAAAUUUCACCCAAUUUCACGCCUCUCACUAUUUUCUACAAACUACCUACCGUGUGUGUACCGUGUGUGGUUUGAAAAUUGAAACCCCAAAGCCGUGUACUCCAUAAUAGAGCAAAAACAACUUGGUGAAUUAUUCUAUCUUCUCAAUUAACAAUGAGUGAAACUGAAUCCGACUACUCCAGAGAGGAAGAACAGCCUGUAGAACGAGGCCAUCGCCCGAGUACAUCGAGGAGGGAAAAAUACCCGACGCCGAAUCCGCCUCCGAGGCAUGUUUGGUUACGUCCGUGCAUGCAAGGUUAUGCCGGACGAAUCAAUCACUAUGUAAAGGACACGACACUGAAGGAAGUGGAGACCUGUCUGACGCACUACCAGCGAUUGGAACAAUUUAAUCAAGGUCCGUUUGGGCAUUUACUUCAGUUGAAGAGGCAGGAUAGUGCGAAUGCCGCACUGCACCAUCUUCUUGCACGGGAGUUGUAUGACGAAGCAUUCGGUCCGUGGGAGAAGUGGUUCCACGUUGGUGGACACGACAUUCGAUUCGGCGCAGUGGAGUAUUGUCUGGUGACGGGGUUGUGUUUCGGGCCAUCCCCGCAGCGUUUUGAUCCUGAUGUGGAUCACCGUGUUGGGAAGCAGAGUCUAUGGCACCGAGUUUUGAAAGGCAAGAAGGUGGAAGUGAAGGAUCUGCGGAAGCGGUUCGUGAGCCGCAGUCUGGGCAACAGUGCCUAG
This is a messenger RNA of Salvia miltiorrhiza (redroot sage), 1028 nucleotides long. RefSeq lists its product as uncharacterized. The transcript is spliced from 2 exons. Bases 459 to 1028 code for a protein of 189 amino acids. NCBI's taxonomy places the organism in Eukaryota, Viridiplantae, Streptophyta, Magnoliopsida, Lamiales, Lamiaceae. The record is from RefSeq and is a predicted model, not a curated record.